GGCCUCAGCAAGGAAGCAGGGAGAUUGCCCGGGACUAAGGCAGCAGAGACCCAGUGGGUUUCCACACUGGGGACCCAGAGAUCUAGGAUCACGACGUGCUGCUUCUCCAGGGUCCGGGGGCCCAGUUCUCCGCCCCGCUAUCUCACAGAGGUAGAAGUCCGGGGACCCCAGGCCCCUCUUCCCAGGAACCCAGGACUUCAGGCCCUCCAACCUGAGCCGCUCUGAAGGCCGGUGGUAGGAGCGGAAGCUGAGACUCAAAGGAGCCCUCCUUAUGGACCUGGAGACCCCAGAGGAGAUGCAGGCUCGGAGCCUGGGCAGGCCCAUCAAAUCCUCAAAGCAGUACCUGCGGCAGGUCAUUGCAGAGUACGAGGCACUGGACCGAGAACUCCCGUGCAUCCGGAAGUUCCCCACACCACCAGCUGCCCAGCCCCUCUGCCUCUGCAUGGAGACCUUGCCCGAGGAGGAUUUUACCCACCUGGAGGUGCUGCAAGCCCUGGAGGCCCAGUUACCGGGGGCCAUGGAGAGCGGGCGCGUGAGCAGCAUCCGCUUUGAGAACAUGAACGUCAUCUGUGGGACUGCUGGGCGCCGGAACCGGUGGCUCAUCGCGGUCACGGACUUCCAGACGCGCUCGCGCUUGCUGCGCUCCGGGCUCAGUCCCCGCGGGCUUGCGCACCAGAUCGUGCGCCACGACGACCUCCUGCUGGGCGACUACCGCCUGCACCUGCGCCGCUCCCUGGUCCGGCGGCGCAUGCUCCAGGCCCUGGGGGCGGAGCCGAACGAGGAGGCCUGACGCCCGGGCCGGCCCCGGCAGCGCUUGCGCACCGCCCCGCGGGCUGGGGCCACCCACCCGGAGCCCCGGAGGACAGGGGGCGUUGCCUUCCCAGGAAGGAGGCGGGGCCGGCUCGAGGGGGUGGAUACUGUGAGUUUAAUUAUAAAGAAUGACCUGGUACAAAA
Pan troglodytes (chimpanzee) is the source of this 954-nucleotide messenger RNA. It is a transcript of the gene C19H19orf81, whose product is annotated as chromosome 19 C19orf81 homolog. The transcript is spliced from 5 exons. The coding region runs from base 272 to 790 and encodes 172 amino acids. The record is from RefSeq and is a predicted model, not a curated record. Lineage: Eukaryota; Metazoa; Chordata; Mammalia; Primates; Hominidae.